AUGACAGGCAUCGAAGUGGGAGAAAGAGAAGAGGAAAGGAACAUCCUUGAAUCUAAAAUUAAUUCAGAACAACCAUCAGCAGCAUUUCAACAACAACAUAAAAACGGUACCUUUCUUAAUGAAAACCGAGAAUCAAAGACGAUCGACGAACGGUUGGCUGAGUUAGCGGUAGAAAGUAAGGAUGGAACCCGAAGAAGACCUUUAGAAGGCAUGGUUAGGAGACACCUACCCGGGAUAAUAUUGAAACCAGUUGAUAACCCCACUACAGAGGUGAAAAAACCGGUUCCGGUAACCAUAUUCGAACCAAGCCAAGAAGAAACAAUUAACGGACGAAACGACCCUUUGAUUGGUCUUAAAUUAGAAAAUCUCCAAAAUAAACUUCAGAACUUACAGAUUGAUAGAUUCCAAUGGGGUAGAAUAGCAUCAUUCUAUAUAAGUGGAGAUUUGAUUGGACCAUAUAGGGACAGGGUGGAAAAUCCCGAGGAUAAGGAGAAGGGAAUACAGUGGCGGGAUGUUGCGCUUUUAAUUGCAGAGUAUUCCCCAUUAGCUUUUAUUGGACUUGAGAAUUCUAGAGCAUUUUUUGGGGCCAUGCCCGAACCAAAUCAGAAUGUGAGUGAUUUUAUUAGAGACUUGAAAUUUAAAUCAAGACUUAUUCCGAAGUAUCAGAAUAAGUUUGUUAUGGUCAAGUAUGUUGUUCUUUCUAAAUUAAUUGGAAACUUUCGAGAUAUCAUUGAUCUUUAUGAUUUUGUAAAUGCGAGGGAGGAUGAUUUCUUUCCAUUGAUAGAGACAGCAUUUUCUAGUAAAACAUUUCCCGAAGAUAUCAAGUGUUGA
Hemisphaericaspora subhashii is the source of this 831-nucleotide messenger RNA. RefSeq lists its product as uncharacterized. The record is from RefSeq and is a predicted model, not a curated record. The transcript has a single exon. Lineage: Eukaryota; Fungi; Ascomycota; Pichiomycetes; Serinales; Debaryomycetaceae. Bases 1 to 831 code for a protein of 276 amino acids.